AUUCACAAAAGGCAUCGUAUAAAUUGCCUUCUUCCUCCAAAUUAGGCUUGCGAGCCAGAAACGAGGAAGUAGCGGCGCAGCAAGUUCAACACCAGCAAGCUCACGAUGGCGAGGAUUAAGGUUCACGAGCUUAGAGAGAAAUCGAAGACCGAUCUUCAGAACCAGUUGAAAGAUUUCAAGAAUGAGCUCGCCCUCCUCCGUGUCGCUAAAGUCACCGGAGGUGCCCCUAACAAGCUCUCCAAAAUCAAGGUUGUGAGGAAAUCCAUUGCUCAGGUGUUGACAGUGAUCUCACAGAAGCAGAAAUUUGCUCUAAGAGAAGCAUACAAGAACAAGAAGUUGUUGCCUCUUGAUCUCCGCCCCAAGAAAACACGUGCUAUCCGCAGACGUCUUACCAAGCAUCAGGCUUCGUUAAAGACAGAGCGUGAGAAGAAGAAGGAGAUGUAUUUCCCAGUGCGAAAGUACGCUAUCAAAGUCUAGUUUCAUUCUCCAGAUUAGCUCCUAGAAAUGAUUCAGCUUUUUGAUUACUCCUUUAUGUAUUCUCUUCCGUUUUGUCCACCUUUUAUUUCUAUUUGUACUCAAGUUUUGUUAUAGAACUGCCAAAUCUCCCUCUCUCGCGAACCUUUUUUUCUUCAUAAAUAUUGAACCAAGUCUCGCUUUUGUGGUUUCUU
Molecule: messenger RNA, 668 nt
Organism: Eutrema salsugineum
Lineage: Eukaryota; Viridiplantae; Streptophyta; Magnoliopsida; Brassicales; Brassicaceae
Product: 60S ribosomal protein L35-4
Exons: 4
Coding region: 106-477 (123 amino acids)
Biological process (GO): translation; maturation of LSU-rRNA from tricistronic rRNA transcript (SSU-rRNA, 5.8S rRNA, LSU-rRNA)
Cellular component (GO): ribosome; cytosolic large ribosomal subunit
Molecular function (GO): mRNA binding; structural constituent of ribosome
Source: RefSeq, a predicted model, not a curated record